Molecule: messenger RNA, 2709 nt
Organism: Seriola dumerili (greater amberjack)
Lineage: Eukaryota; Metazoa; Chordata; Actinopteri; Carangiformes; Carangidae
Product: C-type mannose receptor 2-like
Exons: 5
Coding region: 110-1651 (513 amino acids)
Source: RefSeq, a predicted model, not a curated record
CAAAGCUGCUAUAUGGUACCAUUUAUUAGGACCAAUACCUGGUCACAACAAAACUAUAAAUUUACCAAUAGAUCUCUUUUUUUUGUUGCAUUUUGUUUACCUGUUUCCUAUGAUCAUGACUGAAAACAGAUUCAUUGUGAAGAAAAGGAGUCCAAUUCUGUAUCUGAUUUUUAUCUCAGGAUUCUUCGCAGUGGGAUCUUCAGACUUUCACCUUGUUGAUAUUUCAAACACCUAUAAAGAGGCGAAGAGCUAUUGCAGAGAGAUAUACACAGAUUUAGCAACAGUUCGGAGCACAGCAGAUAUGAAUAAUCUGAUCAAUUUAGUUUCAACAAAUACCACUGCCAGAGCCUGGAUAGGACUGGAGAUUGGAGAUGUGUGGAUGUGGCACUGGUCUUGGCCUGAUGAAAAACUGGAUUUUUUAAACUGGAAGGCAGGAGAACCGCGAAAAAAGAAUCAAGAUGCUUGUGCAGCAAUGGAUCGACACGGCGAGUGGUUUGAGAGUGACUGUGGAAUCAAAAGAGGUUUUGUUUGUCAUGGAAAUGGUGAAACAAGUGGACACAUUUUUGUUGAUGACACCAAAUCAUGGAGGGACGCUCAGAAUCACUGCAGGGGCUUAUCGUCUGAUCUGGUUAGCAUACACUCAGCAGAAGAGAAUGAGGCAGUACAUAAUGUGUCUGUGUCACAAAAUGUGUGGAUUGGCCUCUUCAAAGAUCCCUGGAAGUGGUCAGAUGGGAGCAACUCAUCAUUCCGUUUCUGGAAACCCCAUCAGCCUAACUACCUUGAAGAUCAGAAAUGUGUUGCAGCUGUAUUCAAAGAUAAAGGGCAGUGGAAUGACCUGAAAUGUGGUGGCAAAUGCAAAUUUGUUUGUCAUGGGGAAAGGAAAUCAACUUCAACAACCCAGGCGACCUUUACAACAGAUCAACUGCCAACAAACAUGACAGCUAUUCUGAAUACGUCAUCUCAAGGGAUCAUAGCAACAUUUAAUUUCACUGUGGCUGCUUCCAAACAGCCAAACACUACUAAUGUUACCACUGAAGUGGAAACAACUGCCACUGAACUAACAACACCAAAUACCACAGGUGUUGUAUACAGUACCUCAGUCACUGAGCUCAACAAUGCCACUGCAGAGAUGUCAACUGUGACAGCUACACAGCUACCUCCAGCAACUACUGUGCAAGUAACCACAGAUGGUAUUUCUGCAUUAACAACACUGGUGGAGACUUCAGCCCAGAACACAACGCAGCUUUCAACUCCAAUGUCCACUGAAAACACCCAAAGUUUGCCUCCGGGAAAUCUGAUACUGGUCCAGCAAAACAUGACAUGGAUUGAAGCUAUGAGUUACUGCAGGGAGCACCAUAUUGACCUUAUCCAUAUUUCCUCUAAAGACAUUCAAGAGAAGGUGGCUGAAAAGACAAAGAACGCCACUUCAACCCAUGUUUGGCUCGGCCUGCGCUACACCUGUAACUUCAAUUUUUGGUUCUGGACUAGUUCGACGACCGGCUGUUACCAGAACUGGGCUCCCGGACAAGGAUCUGAAGGGAAAUAUGACUGUGGUGUUACAGGUGCCAUUGAGGCCACUGGGAGGCAGCAGUGGGUAGGCUUGCCUGAGACAGAAAAACUGAAUUUCAUCUGCUAUGCAUGUGCUGGAUGAGUAUUAAGGGCCAGUGACACUUAAGAUGACAAAGAUACUGCAGUUUUAAUUAUGCUGUGUGAAGAAAUAACACAUUUGUUCUGGCUGUACAACUAUUUUUGCAGUUGAUGAUUUAACUUUCAGAACCAUGUGUCUGACAAUUGUAACAUUAAGCCAGUGGACCUUGACAAAAUGGUUAUUUUAAUGUUCUCGUAUGACGUCAUACUUCUACCUUUGUUGAAAUACAGCUGCCUUCUCUAUUGUUGAGAUUGAAUUUCAUUAAAUAUGAGAACCUCAUGUGGUGUGUAGGCGUGCACAUUCACAGUCAUGGGCAGCACGAGUAAUGUGAGAACACUGAUCUUCUCUAUGCUUUUCACUUGGGGGUUACUAUUUGCAUGUUGACCCCCUGGGUUGGGCCCCAAGAUUGUCUUUUUUAGACCACCAGAGUAUGGCCCAGAUCCAGACUGCCUGCUGCCCUCACUGACCUGACCUUCACUAGUAGCCACAUGGAAGGCAGAGCUCAGACACUCACCUUCCUGUCUGCACCCUUGAGGUACACAGACCAUCUGUAACCAUGGGUGAAUGAUACAUUUUUCAGUGAUUAAAAUUGUACUUCAUCAGUUUCAAAUAAAUGCAUCUGUGAAUACACAGUUUGUUAGCUGUUAGCUAGUUUUGGACCUUCAUUUUUUCACUUCUAACAACACAGUACAAAAGUCCUUCCUUUUUUGAAAUAAUGACUGCAGAUACAUGUUUGAAGGAGCGUUUAUUGUCAGUUGGUACAUGUUAAAGUUUAUGUUCUUUGAGGUGGAAAAACAAGGAACUGUGUGAAGAGCAACAACACUGGAAAUACGCUGUGCUUAAUAGUGUAAGUCAUUAUAACUGCUGUCAGGUAAAACUUUUGAUACUGGAUGCACACUGGAGUCCUUAAAGUUUAAACUGAAAAUAAAAUUGUAUGUGUCUAAAUCCCAACAUAUACUGAUAUUCCUGUUUGGAAAGAAGAGACUGUAAUAUUUUUUCACCACUUUCAUUAUUAUCCAGAUGUGAGCAUGCUACUUGUGAUAGUUUAAUCAGUAUAUGAU